This is a messenger RNA of Ciona intestinalis (vase tunicate), 1447 nucleotides long. The record is from RefSeq and is a predicted model, not a curated record. NCBI's taxonomy places the organism in Eukaryota, Metazoa, Chordata, Ascidiacea, Phlebobranchia, Cionidae.
UAUAUUUUUAUCUUUUUCCAAGGAAUUCAUCUAUUUUAAAAUCUGUUUAAACACCAGGAACUUCUACCAAAAAUGUCAGAAGCAACCGAUUCAUCAACAAAUAAAAGAUCCCAUGAUGACGUACGAGAAAGCGGGGAUAGUGACGUAAAACGAUCAAGGUCAAGUUUCCAACAUGACCGAUUCCAUCAGGGUGGACGUGAACCGAGUGAUAAGAUCGAGUUACGUGUACUUAUCCCGUCCCACACGGCCGGAGCUAUUAUUGGCAAAGGCGGUGCGAAUAUACGUGAUCUCCGACAAGAGUUCAACGCGAACGUACAAGUCCCGGAUAGUCAUGGUUUUGAGCGGAUCGUUUCCGCAGUGGCAAAGACAAUAGAAGAUGCUGCGAACAUUUGUGGGAAGGUCGUGGAAGCGCUUAACGAGCGCAUGCACCAUCCAGAAAAAGUUGGUUGUCUUCGUAUGCUGGUACACAAGUCGCAAGCUGGUACCAUUAUCGGGCUCAAGGGCUCCAGGAUAAAGGAAUUGCGUGAGAUGACAGGGGCUAACAUUAAAGUAAACCAAGAGUGCUGUCCGGAGUCAACAGACCGUGUAUGUCAAGUUCGUGGCACGGCAGAUGUUGUUGUCAAAUGUGUGGCUCGUAUAUUGGAACACCUACAGCAGGCCCCACCAAAAGGUCCGAUCAAAAACUACGACCCGAAUUGCUUCGACGAUUCUUACGACUAUGGUGGUUAUGCUAACGAGAGAGGGAUGGAUGGCCCUCGUGGUGGGAGACGGGGCGGCCGUGGAGGCAGAGGAGGCUUUAGAAGCGGUGGAAGAUUCGAUCGUGGUGAGAAAUUCUCUGGUGGAUAUGGUGGUAUGAAACGAGGCGGAGGUCGGCAGAACUACGGUGGAGACGGCGGUGGAUUCGGUGGCUCAAGAUAUUCAGCUCCGAAGUCUGGUAGACGUUUGUAUGGCGGUUACGAUGAGGAUGGAUAUCAAGAUUAUGACGAUAAUUUUGACCCUUACCAAGAGAACUUAUACAACGAUAGCGGCGACGGCCAAACAGGCAACGGGGACCAGAAAACAACACAAGUUACUAUACCAACAUCGUGCGCAGCUUCUGUUAUUGGGAAGACGGGUCAAAGAAUUCGCCAAAUACGUGAAGACAGCGGGGCAGUGAUCGUAAUCGACGAAGCGGGUCCUGGUGAGGAAGAACGAGUUAUCUCAAUCACUGGCAACGAAGAACAAACACAAAACGCGCAGUUUCUUCUGCAGAAGAAUGCCGAGGAACCAAAAGACGAAUGAGGGUUGUAGCAUCGUAGCCGAAAGUGCAAAUUCUGCCUGGGUUUCAUUGUAUAUAAAGCGUGUCAUUACUUUUGUAUUGUCGUUGUUUCGGCAUAUAAUUCCGUAUAAGCUAGUUUGUGUUCUGUAUAUGUGUAAAAUAAACUUAAACCAUGUGUUUUUAUCAUCA